CUACAAUCGUUCGGUGCAAUGAUGCUCGGUGGUGGUGGAGGUGCUGGUGGUGGCGGGGUUCCUCCUGGCGUUCCGGUGGAUCCUGCGAUCGACGCGAGUGUAGUCAUAAGCAAGCGCGACAACUCUGCACCGUACGGGCGGGCAGACUACAGUGAGAAUGAGCUGGUGCGUGCGGAUAUGAAUAAGCUAGUGACCGGGCCCGGAGAGGACCCACGCCGUCGGACACUCGAUGGCCACCGGAUACCGCCACCGCCGGCCGUUACCGGCACGCCCAAGCCACCCACCACCGAGCUGGACGAUCUGCUGAUCAGCGUGAAAACGACCAAAAGCUACCACGACACGCGGCUCGAGAUGAUCAUCAAGACGUGGUACCAGCUGGCCAAGGAACAGACAUGGUUUUUCACCGACACCGAAGAUCCCCACUACCAGCAGCUGACCAACAACCACAUGGUCAACACCAACUGCUCCCAGGGCCACUUUCGGAAGGCGCUCUGCUGCAAGAUGGGCAAGGAGUUUGAGUUUUUCCUCGACAGUGCCAAAAAAUGGUGGUGUCACUUCGACGACGAUAACUACGUGAACGUCCCACGACUAGUGCGAAUGCUGGAUGACUACAACCCAACGCAGGAUUGGUACCUAGGCAAGCCGAGCAUAUCGUCCCCGCUCGAGAUCUUUCUUGAUAGUACCAAAACAUCGACGGAAGUGAACAAGAAGGUAACGUUUUGGUUCGCAACCGGUGGCGCUGGAUUUUGCGUAAGCCGUGCCCUUGCGCUGAAGAUGAUGCCGAUCGCUGCUAGCGGGAAGUUUGUAGCGAUCGGGGACAAGAUUCGCUUUCCGGAUGACGUUACGAUGGGCUUUCUUAUCGAACACAUCCUGAAGGUGCCACUGACCGUGAUCGAUGCGUUCCAUUCCCACCUGGAACCGAUGGAGUUUAUCCGGCCGGAAACGUUCCACGAUCAGGUUUCGUUCAGCUACGCCCGCAUGCGCAACGAGUGGAACGUCGUGAAGGUGGACGGUGGUUUCGACCUGAAGACGGACCCGAAACGGAUAUACUCGCUCCACUGCUAUCUGUAUCCGUUCUUCAGCAUCUGUCCCAAGUCGAUAAGACGGCGAUGAUGAAGAGGAUGAUGCCGACCCCGGGGCAGGACACACGCCAAACACGCCAUAGCACACAGUCUGCACCGUACUGACGGACGGAGCGCCACUGAAUGAAACACAGCAGAUAGAGCCAAAUCAAAGGAUUAAGAUUACGACGAAACCGUGUUGCAGAUGGGAGGCAGAGGUAUCAACGCCCGAUGUUCUCUGGAUGCGUAAUGUAAUGCGCACUCGAAGGAAGUGAUUGUAUAGAGAAGGCAGCAGCAAUGUGCAUACUAUUAUACUUUGAAAAAAAAACUGUGAUCGAGAGAAGAAAGGGUAAGACAGAAUUGAAGUUGAAAACAGGCAAUAGUAAGAAGCAGGUGGUAGGUGUAAGACAACAAUUGACAAUAGUAAACGGUUAAUGUGCAAAAGAAGAGAUCACGCAAUACUAAAAGCAAGAUGUUAAUAGGACCAUAAAAUAACACAAGAACAUAAAAGUGUGUAAAAAGUAUAGGAAAAACCUCUCAACUAUAUUUAUGUUGAACAGAACAAGGAAACUCAAUGUAUACAAAAGAGUGUGAGUGGGUGUGUGUGUUUUUGUUUUACAUACAAAAAAAAACUACACUGUAAAACACUCAAAAACCAACCAAUUGCGCGCUGGGUAAAGGGACGAUUAACGUUCCUUAUUUACUUUGUUUAUUACACAGCCAUGUGCUGAAUAAUUGGAUCGAUGGAAACCAACGAUGCAUGCUGCCAACGAUCGAUUAUCAGUCUAGUCUUCAGCGUGUAGAGCAUAGGCAUAGUUAAGACGCUGCUGGUUUGAGUGUGAGGAAGAUGGUACACUCAGCACAAGGGGGGUCUGUACGUUCAGGCUUCAAACAGACGUCUUCCAACACGACGACGAAAGGGGAAGAGUGAUUUGAAAUCAAACCCUUUAGCGUGUGUUCUUGUUUUAGUCGAUUAAUCGGAAAACGUGUACAUAUUUCACCACUAUGUUUAGCGAGCCGCCGACGGUGAGUGUGAGAGCUGGCGGCGGAUUUUAGUGCUAAGUUUGUUAUCGAAGAAUAAUCUGUCAAAUUGUCGAUAGGUAGGGUAAGCACAGCGAGGGAUUGUUUGAAGCAAGCAGGACUAUAAAAAGUGUAGCAAAAGUAAUGGAAACUAACGGACUAGCUAAAGGGAUGUAUGCUUGUAUAGCAACUGUACAGUGCGAUGAGUACGGUUUUGUUAAGUGGAUUGUUCAAAACAAGUUGUAAACAUAAAAUAAAAAAUGGUGAUAUCAAAAUGUA
Messenger RNA from Anopheles arabiensis, 2360 nucleotides. RefSeq names its product fringe glycosyltransferase. NCBI's taxonomy places the organism in Eukaryota, Metazoa, Arthropoda, Insecta, Diptera, Culicidae. The transcript has 6 exons. Gene Ontology annotation, cellular component: membrane. Bases 19 to 1113 code for a protein of 364 amino acids. The record is from RefSeq and is a predicted model, not a curated record. Gene Ontology annotation, biological process: regulation of Notch signaling pathway. Gene Ontology annotation, molecular function: O-fucosylpeptide 3-beta-N-acetylglucosaminyltransferase activity.